AUGUGCAAUGGUAAAUUCUUCAACAAAGGGCCCAAGGAAGCGUUUGAAUAUUUUGACUAUUUGGCUGAAAAUGCCCAAUUUUGGGAUGUUUCUGACUUGUAUGAUAGAUCUGAAAAUCAAAAAUGUGUUGGUGGUGGUGGUAAAUACCACUUGAAAGAAUUUGAUGAUUUACAUGCUAAGCUUGCAUUGAUGUCUAAAAAGUUAGAGUCUUUAGAGCUUAAGAAAGUCAAUGAAAUGCAUGUUUUGCCAUCAAUUGAAAAAUGCAACAUAUGUGAAGAUCCAGGGCAUGUGAUUAAUGCAUGCCCAACAAUUCCUGCUUUUAAAGAAGUGUUGCUUGAUCAAUCCAACCCUGUGCGUAUGAUCUCUAAAAAUUUUUCUGGGCCUUACUCUAAUACUUACAAUGCAGGUUGGAGAAGUCAUCCAAAUUUCAGCUGGAAGAAUGAACAACCUGAGCCAUCUACACAAGGACAAAGUCAGUAUACCCCAUAUGGAGCAACUGCCCAAGGGUCGGGACCCUCUUACUUUGCAAAUCAGCCCCCUCCAAUGCAGAGAAAGGGAGUGGAAGAUUCCAUUCAGCAACUAACUGUUAGGAUUAACAUUCCACUUCUUGAUGCUAUUAAACCAAUUUCUGCUUAUGCUAAAUUUCUGAAAGACUUAUGCACUGCGAAACGCAAACUGAAUGUGCAAAAAAAGGCUUUUCUCACUGAGCAAGUUAGUGCCAUUAUUCAAAACCACACACCACCUAAGUACAAGGAUCCUGGUUCACCUACCAUUUCAUGUGUCAUUGGAAAUUCUAAGAUUGGUCAGGCCUUGCUAGACUUAGGUUCGGGGGUUAAUUUGUUACCUUAUAGUGUGUAUGAACAAUUGGGUUUAGGGGAAUUAAAAGCCACUUCAAUCAUUUUGCAGGUUGCCGAUAGAUCCAUAAAAAUUCCUAAGGGUAUUGUUGAGGACGUCUUGGUCCAAGUAGAUAAAUUUUAUUACCCUAUAGAUUUUGUGGUAUUGGAUAUGCAGUUGUCAUCCCACUCAAACUCUUCACCACCGGUGAUUUUAGGAAGACCAUUCCCAACAACUUCUAAUGCUAUAAUUAAUUGUAGGAGUGGUGUCUUAAAACUAAGUUUUGGAAAUAUGACUUUAGAACUGAAUAUCUUUAAUUUGUGCAGGCAACCUCAAGAACUUGAAGAUGUUGAAGAAGUUAAUGCAUUGGAAUCCUUACUUGCUGAAAAUUCUUUGUUAAAUUACAAUUGUGAUGAACUUUGGGAGGAUUUAGAAGACUCCCUUGAUUUAAUUGAUUCCACUAAUCAAUUUUCUUCUCUUUGUGCUGCAGGAAAUUCAAAUGAGAUGCAGUGGAAGCCCAAAUUUGAGCCACUACCAGCACUACAAGCCUCGACACAGCCCUCCAAUGAGAAGACCCCAAUGCUAAAAUUAAAGCCAUUGCCCUCGGAGCUGAAAUACGCCUACCUCGGACUAGAAAAGUCAUUUCCAGUAGUGAUUUAUGCACUUUUAACUCCUGACCAAGAAAGUAAGUUGCUGAAAAUUUUGGCACAACACAAAUCAGCCAUUGGCUGGUCCAUUGGUGACAUCAAAGGUAUAAGCCCUUUCAUCUGCACACAUAGGAUAUAUUUGGAAGAGGACUCAAAACCCUCUAAAGAGAUGCAAAGAAGACUAAACCCCACAAUGAAAGAAGUGGUAAAAAAUGAAGUUUUGAAAUUGUUAGACAUAGGCAUCAUUUAUCCCAUUGCUGAUAGCAAAUGGGUUAGCCCAAUCCAAGUUGUUCCAAAAAAAUCUGAUAUAACUAUGGUGGAAAAUGACAAGGGAAAAUUUGUGCCUACUAGGGAGACCACAGGUUGGAGGAUGUGUGUAGACUAUAGAAAAUUAAAUACCGCCUCUAGAAAGGAUCAUUUUCCCUUAUAUUUUCUUGACCAGAUUUUAGAAAAAGUGGCGGGGCAUAAAUAUUAUUGUUUUUUAGAUGGCUUCUUUGGCUAUUAUCAAAUAGAAAGAGCCCCUGAGGAUCAAGAGAAGACUACCUUCACUUGUCCUUUUGGGACUUUUGCCUUCAAAAGAAUGUCAUUUGGGCUAUGCAAUGCCCCAGCCACUUUUCAAAUAUGCAUGUUGAGCAUUUUCAGUGACUUGAUUGAGGACAUUGUAGAGGUUUUCAUGGAUGAUUUUUCAGUUUUUGGAAAAACAUUUGAUGCAUGUUUGUCUAAUUUAUAA
Carya illinoinensis is the source of this 2211-nucleotide messenger RNA. RefSeq lists its product as uncharacterized. The transcript is spliced from 2 exons. The coding region runs from base 1 to 2211 and encodes 736 amino acids. NCBI's taxonomy places the organism in Eukaryota, Viridiplantae, Streptophyta, Magnoliopsida, Fagales, Juglandaceae. The record is from RefSeq and is a predicted model, not a curated record.